This is a messenger RNA of Pimephales promelas (fathead minnow), 787 nucleotides long. Its product is annotated as urokinase plasminogen activator surface receptor. Lineage: Eukaryota; Metazoa; Chordata; Actinopteri; Cypriniformes; Leuciscidae. The record is from RefSeq and is a predicted model, not a curated record.
GGGCACAUUACUUCAUUCACCUCCUGUCCUGAUCAAAGAUGGAUCUGCAGAUCUCAGUUUUUCUUCUCUUCGUUCUCUUCACUGCAGGACACUCUCUUCGGUGCUAUGGGUGCUACAGUGAGACGGGUUCUUGUACGGGUUCUCAAACGGAAACAACAUGUCCAUCUACUUGGUGCAAGAGUAUUGUAACAACAUCCGUUGUUGGUGACGUUACUAUUAAAACGAGGAGUAAAGGUUGUGCUUCUGAAUGUCAAAGUGUAUCCUCUAACUUCGGCUAUGAAAGGAUGAAUGUUUCCUGCUGUAACACAGACCUGUGUAACGCCCAAGAUCUUUCAGAUCCCGUCCCGAAUGGAAAGAAAUGUUAUACUUGUGAUGAAAAGGGCUGCUCUAAAACAUUGAGCUGUUUAGGGGACGAAGACCGCUGCAUUACAAUAACAGGUCAUUCUCAGGGCCUGUUAUCAGUUGUAAAAGGCUGUGUCUCUAAGUCAGCUUGUGCUGCCACGGCAUUGGUUAAAAAUGUUCGGGGCAUCUCAUGUUGUGAGGGGAACCUGUGUAACGGGGCUCAGAGCGUCACCCAGAGCUUCCUGUUCCUCUGCGGGUCUCUGCUCUCCUACUUCCUGAUGCACUGAAUCCAGCAGCUCGACAGAUGCUACAUCAGACACGCUGGACUGAAUCACUUCUCUCUAUCUGGUGUUCUGAUGCGAUUUUUUAAAUGUAUUUUUUGCUGUGAAUUUCUGUGACAUUUUACGAAAUAAAAUACUACCUUCCUGAGGUCAUAAUUAAUGAA